Molecule: messenger RNA, 3157 nt
Organism: Oncorhynchus keta (chum salmon)
Lineage: Eukaryota; Metazoa; Chordata; Actinopteri; Salmoniformes; Salmonidae
Gene: sh3bgrl2
Product: SH3 domain binding glutamate-rich protein like 2
Exons: 4
Coding region: 264-590 (108 amino acids)
Cellular component (GO): cytoplasm
Source: RefSeq, a predicted model, not a curated record
AGGGGGCCGGAUGGGGGAGCGCGGUCCACGGCAGACGCGGCGCGUACGAUGUUAUCGUGGCACUGACUGCAGCCUAUAAAUACCGGGAGGCGCGCAGCCUACCUACCAACACUGGCAUUAAUCUAAACACGGCUUGAACUGCGAGGAAAGGCACUUACAUUAGGAUCCUACUACUGGGAUAAACGCCUCAAGUGAAACGGAAUAUAAACCGCUCGAGUUCUAGUCUAGUGUCGCUCGCCUGUGCGACGCACAGCACCAAUAAUAUGGUGAUCAAGGUUUACAUCGCCUCCUCCUCGGGAUCUGUGGCGGUGAAGAAGCGUCAGCAAGCUGUGGUGGGGUUCCUGGAGGCCAACCGGAUCUCCUUCCAGGAAGUAGACAUCACCAAUGUGGAGGAGAGAAGGCUGUGGAUGUACCAACACAUCUCCCCGGAGAAACACCCAGACAAGGGCAACCCGCUUCCCCCACAAAUCUUCAACGGAGACUGCUACUGUGGGGACUAUGAGGACUUCUUCCAGUCCAAGGAGAACAACACUGUGUUUACAUUCCUAGGCCUCAGCUCACCGCCCUCAGUAAAGGAUUCCGAGUCGUAGGCAGUAGCGUGGGGAGUCGGAGGUCGCAGAGCACAUCACUUCCUGUAUUACAUCACUUCACCUCUCCCGGAGAUCUCACCAUAAUGACGCCCGCCACCGUGUUGCCAAACACUCUGACCUCUCUGACCUCUCUGACCCCGCCCCCCAACCACCCUGAAAAAAACACCUCACCCUCCUCCCCCACCUACAGCCAUCUAACCUGACACAGGAGGAGGGGAGGAGCUUCAGACCAAUAGAAGGAGCUUCAGACCAUGAGAGGCGGGGCUUCACCCCAAAAACAAUGGACAAUGAUUUACAUUUUUUUUUAUUUUUUUAUUUUGUACAACUGCUGGUAAUCAUGACGAUCUAGUCAGUGGUUCCUGUUUGUGUUAGCGGUAAAUAAUUACUAGUUAUCUUUUACUGCUAUGUAUUCUUUGGUCCGUUGUUCAGAACAAUUCUGUUCCACCAAUAGCAGCAUGUAGUAGCUCUCCUGUCAGAGUAGCCAGGUUCUGUACGCAGUCAGACAGUUAAACCUGACGUCGUAACUGGAAACACUGAAGUUGGACUUGUGGUUAAAAUCGAGGCGUGAAAUGGAGUCCACUACAGCUGUAUUUAGACUUUUGAAUAUUUUCGAUUUAAAAAUCGCAAAUCUAAAUAAACGUUCUAUCAACAUUGACCAUAUUAUUUUUUUUUGUGAAAUCUAAUUUGGAUUCUGAUUUUGGGCAUAUUAAGUUUUAUAUGUCAGAACUAUUUCUAAAAAGUGUAUUUUGAGUUUAAAUCACUUGCGCUGCUCACGUAUCAGCUUCCACAAUGUAGGGGGAGGUUUUAAGGGUUAUGGUAGGUGGAGAUGGACUGAGAGAUCAGCCAAUUAAAACCAGCGGUUGUUUUCCCCGAUCCUGCCAUAGGCCAUGUUCGAGAGAACCAAAACAGUAAUGCCUCAUGGGUAAAUUGUGACUGACUGAUCUACAAAUAAUAAUUCCAUAAUGAAUACUUAUUCAUGGUGGAAGAUGAUUUGUAGAUCAGGCAGUCAGUCGGCAGUCGCCUGUAGCGUCCAACAGUCCAUAUAGACUCAUUCAAGUCCCGUUCUGAAUCGCUGUGAAACCAGGUGUCUUGACAUACGAGGGACCGGCUGGUGGGAUUGUAAUGAGACCAAUGAAGGCUGUGUUAAGUAAUGGAAGAGGAGACCAACUGGGAACUGGUGUGUUUUUAAUUACUCCUUCCUCUCUUCUCUCUUUCUCUCCCCUCUCCUCAUUCCCUCUCCCCUCUUCCCCGUCUCCUCAUUCCCUCUCCCCUCUUCCCCCUCUUUUAUUAAAUGAUCAUGGAUGGGUGAAUCAUUGUGUAUUGUUUACACAUGGCAGGCUUACAGUCUGCCCCUACACACAGUCUCGUGUUUCCUCACUGACUCAGAGACCCAUUCCUAGUGACUGUAGCGCCAUCUUGUGUUUUGUUCUGUCACUGUUAACCUGAUCGAAAAACAACAUUCCUUUUGAUACAUGCCAUUUAUUUAUAUGUACUCAUACAUAGUAGAAUCAACACCUGUUUUUAAUAUGAGAACUCUGUCUGUGACAAUCACUACGGCCUGGUUUCCCGGACCCAGAUUAAGACAAUAGACCUGAGAUUCUCAAGGGGCGGAGGGGUAGCCUAGUGGUUAGAGGAGGCAGGUAGCCUAGUGGUUAGAGGAGGCAGGUAGCCUAGUGGUUAGAGGAGGCAGGUAGCCUAGCGGUUAGCGGAGGCAGGUAGCCUAGCGGUUAGCGGAGGCAGGUAGCCUAGCGGUUAGCGGAGGCAGGUAGCCUAGCGGUUAGCGGAGGCAGGUAGCCUAGCGGUUAGCGGAGGCAGGUAGCCUAGUGGUUAGAGCGUUGGACCAGCCAGCCCUCCGAAAGGUUGCAAGUUCGAAUCCUCGAACUGACAAGGUACAGAUCUGUCGUUCUGCCCCUGAACAGGCAGUGUAACCCACUGUUCCUAGGCCGUCAUUGAAAAUAAGAAUUUGUUCUUAAACUGACUGGCCUAGUUAAAUAAAGGUAUACCUUUUUUUAUUUUUUUUUACAAAAUUCUCCAUAGAUUUUUUUUUUCCAGGGACUAGACUUAAUCUGGAUCUGGGAAUCUGUCCCUAUAAAUGAUUUUAGUUGUCUGUCCUCUGUGUGUUUUGGCUUUGGCCGUGUUCAAGAGCAUCACAACCGCAAUGUAUCAUGGGUAAAUUGUGACUGACAAACAUGUCCUUUUUGACCUGGCUAACUAAAACUGUCAUUGAUGAUUCGACACCAGUGUUUUCCCAACUCCCGGUCCUCCUGUACCCCCAACAGUACACAUUUUUUAUUGUAGUCCCGAAACAAGCACACCUGAUUUCAACUAAUCAUCAAACCUUCAAUGACUUGAAUUAGAAGUGUUUAUCCAGGGCUACAAUAGAGAUGUGUGUUGUUGAGGGGAUACAGGAGGACCCGGAGUUGAGAACCAAUGCUCUACACGAUGUUGAGAAAACAAAAUAAACCUUUUCUUGUUACAAUGACGUUGUUGUAUGUUGAUAGACCAUCUGUAGAUGCUUCCCCCCAGACUAUAAAAAUAAAAUAUUACUGUAGAUCCCUCAAACUCAA